Messenger RNA from Gasterosteus aculeatus aculeatus (three-spined stickleback), 3359 nucleotides. Lineage: Eukaryota; Metazoa; Chordata; Actinopteri; Perciformes; Gasterosteidae. The record is from RefSeq and is a predicted model, not a curated record.
CCUUUUCUGGUAUUUCAAGUCGCUGAAAGAACAAGCAGGAAUUCUUUGCGCUGCAGAAGGGCUGAGAUAUAAACCAGGCUGUAGAGGUUUAUAUACGAAGGGAGGGGAGACACGGCCGUCCAUGGAAUAAACUCCAGCUACUGCUACGUGAGAAAGUGUGGAGAAUCUUUCUGGGCAUCAUGGACGAUGACUUUGAACGCCGCAUGGAGCAGAGGAGGCUGAGGAGGGAGCAGAUGCGCGUCGACACUGACAAGGACGGUUACACCAACGACGAUGAGGAGGAAGCCCGGGAGCAAAGGAGGCGUGCGAGGGAGGAGAGGAAGAAGAUGAGGGACUCAGACGAGCCUGGAGCCACUGACGGGAUCGACACAAACAGUGUGGAGACCACCGGCGGUGAAGGCGCAGAUGACGACCAGGCCUUGCUGGAACGGCUGGCUAAGCGGGAGGAACGCCGCCAGAAGAGGAUGAAGGAGGCCCUGGAGAGACAGAAGGACCUGGACCAAAGCGCCAGCACCAACGGCACAGAGCUCCCUCCCUCCCUCAGACAGCGGGACACCCAGGAAGAGGAGGAGAAGCAGGAGGAGGAGAAGCCAGCCCAGGAGGAUGUGGCAGACGCCGAUACCGACCGCUGGAGAAAAGGAGAAGAAGACAAAAAGGAAGAUGAGAAGGAGCAGAUCAAGGAGAACGCUGCCGCAACAGAAGAGUUUGAGCAGCCUGACGUAGGAAAGAACGAUGCUGAAGAGGAGGCUGCUCCUCACGUUGACAAGGAGGAAGAAAAGUGGAAGAGGAAAGAAGAAGAAAUGGAUGAAAGGCUGAGGGUGGAGGAGGAAGAAAGACAAAAAGGGGAAACAGAGGAAAAGCUCAAGAAAGAGGAAGAAGAACGGCAGCUAAAAAAGGAGGAGGAGGAAAAGCAGCAGCUGCAGCAGCAGAAGAAAAAAGAACUGGAAGAGAAGAAGAAAGAGGAAGAGGAAAAGCGUAAAAAGGAGGCAGAAGAGAAGAAGAAGAAAGACGAAGAGGACAAGCGCAAAAAGAGGGAGAUGGAAGAGAAGACAAAGAAAGAGGAGGAGGAGAAGCCCAAAAGAUUUGGUUUUAAGGAAAAGAAUGAAGCGACCAAACAGAACGGGGGACUCUUUGAGAAUAAACUUAAGAAAGCCGAGAAGACUUCGAGGGACAUUGUUCCCUCCAACAAGGCCGGCGGAGCGGAGCAACAGGAGGCCGAGCGCAAGCUGCAGGAGCUGAAGCGCCGGCGAAACGACGCGGAAAGCGAGGAUUUCGAGAAAAUGAAGCAGAAGCAGCAGGACGCGGAGGCUGAGCUGGAGGAGCUGAAGAGGAAGAGGGAAGAGAGGAGGAAGGUCAUGGAGGAAGAGGAGAAGCAGAAGAAACAGGAGAUGGAGGACAAGAAAGCCAAAGAGCAGGAGGAGAGGAAGAGGAUGAAGGAGGAGAUAGAGAAAAGGAGGGCGGAGGCCGCGGAGAAGAAGAAGCAGAAGGAGGAGGAGUCUCCGAAACCCGCCUUUACGGUCACUCCCAAAGGCUCCUCAAAGAUCGGGGCAAAGGCAGAAUUCUUGAGCAAAUCAGCCCAGAAAAGCACCGCGGCCCGAGGGUCUCACACGCCAAUUGUCUCCAAGAUAGGCAACAGACUGGAACAGUACACCUCGGCCAUCCAGGGAAACAAGGAGGUCAAAUCCCCAAAGUCUCCCAUGGCGGAUAUUCCAACAGGAGGUGCACGCAGCAUCAAGAGCAUGUGGGAGAAAGGCAACGUCGGCGGCUCCUCUGAUAGUCCGACUCCUGCCAACAAGGAUGUAGCUGGUGUCAAAGGAGGCGUGGCAGGACGCAUGAACAGUUGGAUGGCGAAGCCUCCACAGGCGGAGAAGAUGGCAGCGCCCGCGGCACCACUUGCAGCAGCAGCAGCACCAGCACCAGCAGCAGCAGCAGCAGCAGCAGCAGCACCACCUGCAGCAGCAGCUAAGCCAGCAGAGGUGAAAGCCGGGGACAUCGGUAACAAACGCGGCAUGUGGGAAACCAAGAAGAGCUCUGCACCUGCAAAGGUGGCAGUCGGAGGAAAGAGCAAGUUUGUCACUAAUAGUGUAAGACCCUAACCAUUGACGUCCCCAUUUCAACCGAGUGUCACCAGGCCAAACACAAAGCUCUGCUGCUGCAUGUGCAUCCAUUUCCCUUCGACGCUGCCGCUUCGCAUGGAAUUCCCACGCAGUGAGGAAAAGACGGGGGGCCGGGACGAGUGACCCCAGGAUCAAAGGCUCCACGUGUUUGGUUUUUUAUGAAAAUACUGAUGUUUUAUCAGACUCGACUUGACUAGGAAACUCAAAGAAGGUUUUCACGUCCAUUUCUUUAAUCAAAGUUACAAAUUCCCUGUGAUGCUUAAAUGUUAUUUUACUUUCAAGCCACACUGAGAUAUCUGCUCUCCUUGUAUUUCCAUGUAGCUUGGACUCCAGAACAAGCACUUGUGUUUUGUGGUUGUAGACACACUGCUUUUUGGGAUGAUAGUCACUAUUUUGAGUCCAUGUGAUAAACCUAAUGUCCAUCUCACCGCUUGCGUUUGAAUUAUUAAACCGACACUGCGAUAGAUGUUGGCUGAGUAGCCUGUACAUAAUUGAGUCAUUUCAUAAGUAAGUCCCGUUCAUUACAAAGCACCCUUCGUGAAGGCAUUAUAGUAACUAAUAACCUCAUUAAUAGUUAACCAGGGCUGAUGUUUGGGUUGGCGAAGUUGUGACUAAAUGCAACAUGAACUUUGGGGCUCUCCGGGUGGAGAUGUCAUUGGGUCUCAUCGUCUACCUCUUUGGUCUAGACUGAAAAUAUCUCAACCAUUGAUCAAUUUUGUCAAUGGUCCACAAAUGAUGGAUGGAAGGGAUUGUCAUGUAAUUUGGUAACACACAACGAUGAUAACGUCCCUCAUCAGCUCAGGAUUGGGUUUGUCUUAUUCAUGGAUUAUCAGCUGUUAUGACGGCCGACUUCAUGGCUUAUUAGAAACUGAGUAACAAACCAUUAGUAAGUUUUAAACCAGCCAGAUAGACGCAUUGUGCAAACAUUUCUGCCUUUUGUUAACUGUGGAGGAUCACAAAUGGUAUCAUUGUAUAGUGAAACCACAAAUAGAGACUAAAUAAAGACUAUUCACUUACCAAAUACAAUUCUAUUCAACUGCAGGUAACACUUUUCUAUCAUCGGUUCACAUGCCAGCAAUAAAAGUGUACAAGGAAAUGGCUUCAAGUUUUAAUUUGAAUUCCUUGGCAACAAUAAACAAGAGUUGCAUCGUGACAAAUUGUAUCGCAGUCUAUCAGAUGUGGAAUCGCUUCGUCUGUACGUUUGACCGUAUUGUUUGUAUUCGCUUCAGCAAUAAAUGAAGU